Papilio machaon (common yellow swallowtail) is the source of this 5386-nucleotide messenger RNA. RefSeq names its product protein abrupt (gene ab). The transcript has 14 exons. Bases 383 to 2482 code for a protein of 699 amino acids. Gene Ontology annotation, cellular component: nucleus. The record is from RefSeq and is a predicted model, not a curated record. Gene Ontology annotation, molecular function: protein binding. NCBI's taxonomy places the organism in Eukaryota, Metazoa, Arthropoda, Insecta, Lepidoptera, Papilionidae. Gene Ontology annotation, biological process: regulation of transcription by RNA polymerase II.
CGACAGUCGCCCGCGUGACGCGCACUCGAACGUACGCGCGUCAUCAAUCCAAAACCCUCGCGGACUACGAUACGGUGCAUACACUAUCGAAACUGGAAAAAUAUUACACAUGCAAGAGCGGUAACGGGAAUUUAAACUCAGGGAUAUCAAAACAAACUUCUACAUGCUCUUUAAAAACAAAUUCAAAAGAUAAAACAAAAGUGAUAACCCCAAGCGGAGGAGAUAAAUAAAAGCCGUCUAGGCAACGAUAGAGGCAAGUUGGGCGCGUGGGCGCAGUGAGCGUUUGGGCGCGUUGGGCGCAGGGCGCAGCGUGUGAUGCGCGCGAGUGUCGGCUAGCCGAGAACGCCCAGGCAGCGCCGUGCCGCCCUCAGAACUACCGGCCAUGGCGACCGAGACCGCGAGUGUCGCAUAUUACAGCGCCGGUGACCGUGUGUGCGCAGGCGGCGCCGCGGCCGAGCAGCAGUACUCGCUGCGCUGGAACGAUUUCCACUCCGCCAUGGUCUCCUCCUUCCGCCGGCUGCGGGACGAGGAGGACUUUGUCGACGUCACGCUCGCCUGUGCCGGCGCCACAUUCUCCGCACACAAGGUGGUACUGUCAGCGUGCAGUCCGUACUUCCGGCGGCUACUGAAAGCCAACCCCUGCCAACAUCCCAUUGUCAUCCUGCGGGACGUACACGACAAAGACAUGGAGAGCUUACUUAGGUUCAUGUACCAGGGCGAGGUACAUAUCGGGCAGGAGCAACUGAAAGAGUUCCUGCGUGCGGCACAGUUGCUUCAGGUACGCGGCCUCACCGAUGUACCGCCCCCUGCACCACUGCCCACACUCGACCAGAAGCCCUCACCGCAGUCCGCUUCAUCGUGGACGGAGGGCAGUGCGUCACGCGAGGGACGGGAUAUUCGCGAGGGUCGCGAGGGACGAGAGGGCCGUGAAGGGCGGGAGGGAAGAGAGGGCCGGAGGUCUCGUCGCGCGGAGGAGGGAGCUGCCAGCACGCCUCCACCGAAAAGGGCGCGAUCCUCCGACCUGUACCAGGCGCAGAUGAAAACCAGGUGUAGGACGGAGCAGCUGCUGGCUCAGGCGAGCCCCGAGGCGCUUGCCAACGGGCACGAGCUCGCGCUGUUCGGGCACGCGCUCGACGCGCACGCCCCACCAGCUCCGCACCUCUCCGCGCUCAGUAACAACCUGUCCGGUUCCGGCGAGGGGGAAGGUGAAGGGGAGGAGUCGUCGUCGGACGCGGGCGCAAGCGACACUGAAGGCGAACCACGCGCUAAGCAGGAGCCCAUCGACUACGACGACCCCGCCGCGCUCGCACACACCAACGGCGCCCUCCCUCACAACUUCCCCGGACUGCUCAACUUGCAAGGAUUUGCCGGCCUGCCUGGACCAUCGGGAAUGCCGGACAAUUUCGGUGGCUGCAGACGGACUCAGGACUUGCUGCGUGUGCGCGCGACCGACCCCCGCCCCUGCCCCAAGUGCGGCAAGAUCUACCGCUCCGCCCACACGCUGCGCACACAUCUAGAAGACAAACACACCGUCUGCCCUGGCUAUAGAUGCGUGCUGUGUGGCACGGUGGCCAAGUCGCGCAACUCGCUGCAUUCACACAUGUCGCGGCAGCACCGCGGCAUCUCCACCAAGGACCUGCCCGUGCUGCAGAUGCCCACCCGCUUCGAUCCCGAGCUCGCCAGCCAGUUGCUAGCGAAAGCGGGCGUAAAGGUGUCGCCGGAGCAACUGAGGGCGCGCGCGUCGCCGACUGGCCCGCGCCGCUCCGAUAUCAAGCUGGACGCCAAGUCGGCCGCCUCGGAGACCAGCUCGCUGUGCGGCGGCGACGAGCCUGACGAGCUCAGCCAGUCGCGCUACCAGGACACCAUGACCGGCUCGCCGCCGCACAUCAACAACCUGACCAACACGACGAUAACGAAGGUGCCGGCGGUGCGCGCGGUGACGGCCAAGGCGGUGGAGAGCUUGCCGCACGGCAUGGCCGGCCUCAAGCACGACGACUACCCGCCCGGCUUCGGCGGCGGCUCCGCCAUACUCGACACCUACCUGCAGUACAUCGGCGAGAACGUGUUUGGAAUGAACGCAGCGAAACUGGCUCAGAUGAACGCGAUGCACAUGGAGAGGAAGACGUACGACGAGCCCUCGCCGCAGAUGGGCUCGCUGCCGCCGCCGCCCACCACGCUCGCCCACCAGCGCUUCCUCAAGCAGAUGCAGCGCCAGUACACCGAGCACAUGAGCAAGCCGGACAUCAUGCGCGACGUCGACGAGCCCCUCGACCUCGGCAAGGAGCGCCAGCGGAACGACAGCAUCAGCGACGUCGACGCCGAUAAGCAGGAGGUGGAGAAGGAGAUGAGCAAGGAUUAUUAUAGCAAAAGCUACAAUGAAGAGGAGAGGAACAGAGUGAACAGCUCGGAGAGGGAGCACGAGGCCAGCGGCCAGGAGGAGGGGGACUACUCGGAGGACGAGAACAAAGCCCCCUCUUCAUGAAAUGGCGAGUCGACCGCCGACAAGUAGAAAGAGAGCGCUAUACAGUUGUAGGACAAUAUUUAGAUGACAGUCCACGCGCGGUGCUCGAGUGUUGUUAUGUCAUUAGCUGAUUCGUUUUAAUGGUUUCGUUGUUGACCCGUGGAAUGUCCUUGGUGCCAUUAACCAUGUUAUGUAUAUUAAAUAUAGAAUUAUAACGUUUCGAUCCUGUACCGGUCGCUGUUCGGCCAUACGAGUCCCCAGACUGUGCAGAUAGAAUGUUGUGCAUUUAAAACGUUUGUAAUAUUGCAGAUACCUGUAAGUGCAAAUUAGACGUCUGAGAAAACGAUUUAAAGUAUGAACCUUAGUACAGAAGACUUAGUGUAGGUCUAACGUUGACUGCAAAAAUAUUGUAAGAGGAAAGGUUUGCCUGCUCCAGAGAGACAGGUUUGCGUCGUAGCGAGAUUGGAGAUUGCGUUUGUCCCUUGUGAUACCGCGCGCCACGCCCCACGGCCCCGCGGCCCCUCGGCCCCACGGCCCCUCGGCCCCACGGCCCCACGGCCCCGCGACCCCGCGCCGGUCACACUUAGUAGAUAUUGUUAGCGAGUAGUGAUUUUGUAUCGUUUAUGUAAAGGUCCCGGUCACAAAGUAGGACCUGUUACAUAGUAAUUCCAUCCAACUACCUCAGCAUUCGGGCCGAUGCGGCGACGUUAUUAAUAAAAUAAAUCCACACAAAUUGUGAAAUUCCAUCCAUCUACCUCACUUCAAUAGAUUUUAUUUAAUAUUUUAUACAAUUUAUAGAUAUAAUAACUGUUGUUUUAUGCAUUUUGCAGAUUGCAUUUAUAUAUACUAUAUAGAGUAUAUUGUAGGUAAAUAUUAUGCAAGUCAUUAGGUGAACGUUAGUGCUGCCCGUAGACACGUGUUUAAUAUUAUUUGUAUAGAGUACGCACUCGAUAGCGGGACGUUAGACUGUGUCACGACCGUAGCGGGUAACAUGACCUCUUGUAUCGGAAGCACUCUAAUAUAAGUCAAAAUAUCUUGUAUACGAACAAAAUACAGAGCUUAAAACGUACUAAUACUAUUUACACAAUUCGAUUUCGUGCCGUUUGAGUAACAUACAUAGUCAUUCAAACGACCCGCGCGAGUAUUUUAAUAUUGUUACGACCACCUUGAGACUGAACGAUAUUUUUCGUCUCGGUUACGGUUUUAAUGAAAGAAACUCGUGAAAGUUCAAAUAGAUUGUUAUAUCGCAAUACGUAUGGCAUAAUAUUACGUUGUAUAUAAACUGUGGUGAUAUGUAAAGUACAUAAUAAUGAACAAAAGCAAUAAAUAAAGUAUACCUUGAUGUUGCCUUGGAAGUUGUGUAAAUAUAAUGUGGGUAGUUUGUUAAGCCGAUUGUUCCGCGGUCAGAUGAACCUUGUACUAGAAAGCGAGAAAGUUGAUUUUAUAGUAAUGAUGUGGGCUCGUUACUUAAAUAACGAUUACUGUGAUCACAAUCUCAUAUUAGCCUUCGAUACUUAUACAUAUUUUUUAGAGUACAAUGUUAUAGUUAUUUAGUAUGUGGUAAGAAUACAUCGUAAGCGAGUCACAAAAAUAUUUACUUCCCGAUUAGAAAUCACGUUAUUUAAGAAAUUAGAUCAAUAGGAAGCAUUUAAUCUUUUAUAUGAGAAUAAUGGUACGUUUUGGAAUUUAUUGAGUGGCCACACCGCGCCUUGCCGGCUGUCAAAUGUGACAGUUGCCGGCUGUCAAACGUAACAGUUGCCGCCUGGCGCUCGGAGUGUGCGGAUGCGAGAAGACGAGAGAUAAUAUUUUAGCUCGGUUUUAAGUGCUACGGGUUGAUUGAUUUUAAUUUCGUUUAGUGUGUUAGUGAGAUUUGACUAAUUGAGUCGGAUCGGUUUGCGAAUGCAUAACCUUGUUGACAGUUAACAGUGUUGCCAUAGUGAGUAAUUAUUUUUGACUGUAUAUAAAUAAGUUUUAAUUGUUUAGAGAACGGUGUGCUUAAUCCGCGAUUUUGUUGUGGGUUGUUUUAUUUAGUUUAAAAUAUUCAGCGAUAUUGAAGCGACUAUAGGUGUCGUUGCACGCUACACUUUACAAUAGUCAGUUACCAGAAAAAUAUGUUUAAGUAAAUAGCCAUAUAUUUUUUCAAAUACACUUUUGCAUGCUACAAGUUGAAUAUAAUGCAUGCAUGCACGAGUUACGUCGACGAAUGGUUAGAGGCUAUUAUAAGAAAUCAGAAAGGUCUUUCGGAAUAAAUAUUUCUCAAGAAACACACGACACGACGGAAGAGAUCUAAUAUUUUCAUAUUAUAAUUAUUGCUGAAUUGAUUGUCUGUAAAAACUGUUCGACGUAGCUCCGUGCCCAUUGCAGUAUUGUUGAGAGUACUUAAAUAUAUACCAGUGGAUAUAAUAAUUAGGACUUUAAGUCGAUUAUAAAUGAUUAUGCUCUUUUUAUUAUGUAUAAACUACAUUUAGUUACCUUAUGGACUUUGGAAGUUCCGUAUUAGUGUUUUCUUUUUAUAUUUAGUUGUACUACUUUACCUCAUUAGCUGUUCUUGUACUCAUUAUUGAUAAUUAUUUGUUUAAACGUUCCCCGAAAGACUUCACAUAUAUCGUUAUAUAUUUUACUGUAAUACAACCUAGCCGUUUAACGAAUAGGUUGAAGAAAUAUUUUUAGUAGAAGUAAAUCAUUGAAAUCAAGCACAAAACUUAUUUUUUAUGUAAGAUAUCCGUUAUGAAACAAAGGUGUAUUUAUUAAUAAGAAAAACUAUAUUUAGGUUACAGCAGAAGAAAUAUCGUAUAUCGUAAAAAAUGUAUAAAAAUAUGACACUACUUCUUUCGAGGGACGAAUGUAUAAUAAUGUUUAUUUCUUGAGAUUAAUACGAGACUAUUUACACGCGACUACACAAAUAACUUUUAUCUUUACAGUAAA